Capronia epimyces CBS 606.96 is the source of this 789-nucleotide messenger RNA. RefSeq names its product 20S proteasome subunit alpha 6. NCBI's taxonomy places the organism in Eukaryota, Fungi, Ascomycota, Eurotiomycetes, Chaetothyriales, Herpotrichiellaceae. The record is from RefSeq and is a predicted model, not a curated record. Gene Ontology annotation, cellular component: proteasome core complex; proteasome core complex, alpha-subunit complex; nucleus. Bases 1 to 789 code for a protein of 262 amino acids. The transcript is spliced from 3 exons. Gene Ontology annotation, biological process: ubiquitin-dependent protein catabolic process.
AUGUUCAGAAAUAACUACGACAACGACUCUGUCACCUUUUCCCCCCAAGGCCGGAUCUUUCAAGUCGAAUAUGCUCAGGAGGCCGUGAAACAAGGUUCGGUCGUUGUCGGGGUUGUGAGUAAGAAGCAUGUCGUCCUGACUGCUGUCAAGAGGAACGCAGAAGAACUAUCCUCAUACCAGAAAAAGAUUGUCGGCGUCGAUGAUCACCUCGGAGUUGCGCUUGCAGGGCUCGCCUCUGAUGCCCGCGUUCUUUCGAACUUCAUGAAGCAACAAUCACUGUCCUCCAAAAUGACCUAUGGUCGACCCAUACCAGUGGAACGGAUUGUUAAUAUGAUUGGUGACCGCGCUCAGUCGAACACUCAGCACUACGGUAAAAGACCAUAUGGCGUCGGGCUGUUAGUUGCAGGUGUCGAUGACCUGGGACCACAUCUGUUCGAGUUCUCGCCGUCCGGUCUUACGCAAGAGAUGCUGGCUUGUGCCAUUGGGGCCCGAAGUCAGAUGGCUCGCACAUAUCUAGAAAGACACUUGGAAGAGUUUGCAGAUUCCAGUCGGGACGAAUUGAUCAAGCAUGCAUUGCUAGCGUUGAAGGAGAGUCUGGCACAAGACAAAGAGUUGACUGUCGACAACACCAGUUUGGCGAUCAUAGGCGUGGGCGAGAAGAAUGGCAGAAAGAAGCUGGAAAACUUCAAGUUGUAUGAUGGUCAGGACAUUGCACCUCUUCUGGAGGCGAACGUGGAAUCUACACUGGCAGAUGAUGCGGAUGGUGAAGCUAUGGAGACGGAUUUGUAG